GCCACCAGUCCGCAGCAUGGAUUCGGAUUCGGGCGAACAGAGCGAGGGCGAGCCCGUGACCGCCGCAGGUCCCGAUGUCUUCAGUUCAAAGAGCCUUGCCCUUCAAGCCCAGAAGAAGAUUCUGAGCAAAAUAGCCAGCAAAACAGUGGCCAACAUGUUGAUUGACGACACUAGCAGUGAGAUCUUUGAUGAGCUCUACAAGGUCACCAAAGAGCACACCCACAACAAGAAGGAAGCCCACAAGAUCAUGAAGGACUUAAUCAAGGUGGCCAUCAAGAUUGGGAUCCUCUACCGAAACAACCAGUUCAACCAGGAGGAGGUGGCCAUUGUGGAGAAGUUCAGGAAGAAGCUGAACCAGACGGCCAUGACCAUCGUCAGUUUCUAUGAGGUGGAAUAUACCUUCGAUAAGAACGUGCUCUCCAAGCUUCUGCACGAGUGCAAGGACCUGGUACAUGAACUGGUGCAGCGACACCUGACGCCCAGGACCCACGGGCGCAUCAACCACGUGUUGGUAUAUGCAUAG
This is a messenger RNA of Elephantulus edwardii (Cape elephant shrew), 523 nucleotides long. RefSeq names its product tumor necrosis factor, alpha-induced protein 8-like 3 (gene TNFAIP8L3). The record is from RefSeq and is a predicted model, not a curated record. Gene Ontology annotation, cellular component: cytoplasm. The transcript has 2 exons. Lineage: Eukaryota; Metazoa; Chordata; Mammalia; Macroscelidea; Macroscelididae. Gene Ontology annotation, biological process: regulation of apoptotic process. The coding region runs from base 17 to 523 and encodes 168 amino acids.